CACCCAGGUUUCAGUGUGAAGAAUGAGUUGUUUCGUGGACACAUUUUUUUUACCUUAAGUUCAGAGAGAAGGCUGUUAUGCAUGUGGGGGUUGGGAGUUCUUUGUUCUGUGACACAGUGAUGACAUCAAGAUAAACUGCCACUAGACUGAGAAAAAUGGACUGGCUGCUAGAGGGCUUGCUUGGGGUUGAGGGGGACAAGGGGCUUCUUUGGGGCCAGCUAACCCAUUCCCUCGCCUGCAGACACUGUGGCAGCAGUUGCCUCCAGAGUACAGGGAAUAUAGUGAUACUAUUCCUGUUCAUGGUUUGGCAGAUCCGGAAGUGGUGGCAACUUGGGAACUGGCGACAUCUUCAGCCCUGGUACUCUGGAGACAUCAUGCAAGGCAAGGGCCUAUCACUUCUAUACCAUGUGGCUUUCUUUGGUCAUUUGUGGAGGCAGAAGUCGGAGGAGGAAGAAGAGGAAGAAGAGGAGGAGGAAGAGGAGAAAGAACAGGCAGUAUCUCUGGGUCCAUUGAAGCCAAAUUUUCUUUCCAAAGAAGCUCCUAUUGGACAGCAAGCCACCACAGCUCCAUCCCAACCAUCCUGUGAUCCUGAGAGCCUCCACAAGGCCAUAGAAACAACAGAGCUAGUACUCAGACAGACCCCAAGCCCUCCUAGAUCAUUCCCCACCUUUCAGAUCCUGACCAACCUGCCUGUGAGGCAUAAGACAUCAGGGAGUGAUCUACAGCAGAGAAAAAUCCAGCUCUUCUGGGGACUCCCUUCUCUGCACAGUGAGUCCUUGGAGGCCAUCAUCCUGAGUUCAGGUGACCCCUCUCCCCUGAAGUUACCUGUUGGUCCUUCUGUCUGCUUCAACGAGUUUUCCUUCCUGCAUAGGUCCAACCUGCUGUUUCCCCAGUAUUGCUCCCCAACCCAGCUUCCUACCCCUAAAGUCCAUACCACAAAAGAUCUGGAAGAGAUGACCCCUAAUCCUCAGCAACGUCCCUCUCCACUUUACCCUUCUGUCCCAUCACCACCCCUCCAUCUUAAGUGCUUUCCCAUAGACGACAAAGGAGUCCAUUCUGGUGCUCAGGCACAUACAGAGUGGCUUCUGUGGCAGAGAGCGGCCCCUCAGGUCUCUGAGGAUCAAGCCCUGCACCCGCAGCCUGAACUACAAAGAACCAGACCCUCAAAUUUUCCCCCCUCAUCUGAGGUCUGGCGGGGGAGGCCAUGGGAUCCUGGCUUCCCACAACACACCCCAGAUCCACUCUCUGCCUCUCUGCUGUCUCCCUCUAACUUUCUGGGAGUCCCGACUAGGUUUGAGGCCCCAUGGAGGACCAUGGUGCAAAAGGAGGACCCCAAAGCCUCUGAGACAGCAAUGCUAGUUCCCAGCCCAACCCCAGCCUCUCUGCCAGAACUCCAGGGAGUCAGCCCUAAAGGAGACCUGUCUGGAGCUGAGGACCACUGGGAAAACAGAAGACAAAAUGAGAAUCCUCAGAUUUCUGAGCCUCCAAUCCUGGUCCCUUUCCAAUCUGUAGCCCCCAUAACAGAGCCUCAAGGAACUAGACACCUGGAAGUACCCCCUGGAUGUGAGUCUCAGUGGAGAACCACAGGACAUAAACAGAGUUCUCAAGCCUCUAAGCUCCCAAUGCCAGCAUCUUACCAAUCUGAUUCUCUGUCAGAACCCCAGAAAGUCAGCUCUGAAGGACCACCUACAUCUAAGGACUUCUGGGGAACCACAGAAUACACACAGAAGCCUCCGGCCUCUGGGUAUCUAAUGCCAGUCCCCUGUCCUCCCUCAGACCUCCAGCAAGAACUCCAGAGAGGCAGUCCCCUGGGAGAUUUAUCUGGAUACAAGCCUCACUGGGGAUGCAGAGGAAAUCCACAAGCUUUUGAGCCCCCAGCCUUGGACCUCAACCCAGGAUUCUAUGGAACCAGCCCUGCAUGUAUCCCAUCAGGAUCUGAGACUCUAUGGGAAGGCAUGCAAAAGAGAGAACAUCUUUGGGUCUCUGAAGACUCAGUUUCAUCUCCCAGCCUUCCUUCAGCCUGUCUGCUGGAGUCUCUAGGAAUGGGCCCCCAGGGAGUCCUAUCUAAGUCCAAGGCUUUGGGGGAGACUAUGAGGCAGAUAGAGAAUCUCUGGACCUCUGAGUCUACAGCCCCUUCAUGGGGGGACAUGAAGCAGAAAAAUAUCUGUUGUGCUCCUGUGUCCCCAUUCUGGGACCCUAGCCCACAUCCAAACUCUAUGUCAAAGUCUCACUUAAGUGAGCCUAUGAGAGACCAAGGCAACUAUAAGCCUGAGGGGGAAGCAUUGGAACAGAAAGAGAACAGCUGGGCCACUGAGCAACCAGCCUUAUCUCCCAACACACUUUCUGCUCCUCUAACAGGUCCACACAUUGACCCUGAGUUUGUCUGGGGGAAUGUGCAACAAAGAGAGAGCCCCCAAGGCCCCAGUCCUCCAAUAGUGGAUCCCCUGCAGCCAAUAAACUGGCCUCCCACCCUAGCUGAAACUCUGAAGACUGAGCCCAACCAGCCUGGUCUACCCAAGGAAGAGCUGUUCCCAGGAGCUAAGGCACAGGUUCCACACUCCCCGAGAGAGGCUGUCCUAGAGAUAUCCACCCAUUCUGGGAUCCAGGCUUGGCACUGGAGUAGAGAAUUAGAACUCAGGCUGAAGAAACUACAGCUGAGCCCUGCUCCCAGAUCUCCUGGUCCAAGUCAAUCAUUUGGCAGUUCCCCUGCCCUGAGCUCCACAACUCCCGGCACUUGGGGACUCUCUUCCUGUUCUUCACAGCAGACUUAUCCCCCCAGUCUGUGCUCCCAGUCUUCAAGCUGUCAACCCGCACAAGUUGAGAGCACAGUGACUCAGCCUGUCCAGGUCUCCCACUGUUAUGACUCCCACUCCUCUUCCCAUCCUCAGCCACAAGGGUCUGGUAGGGCAGAACAAAGGUUUCAGAGAGAGGAAAGAAUGAAGGCAAAGAUGGUGGCCCGGGUGACCCAGGUCUCACCUCAGGGACAAUCUGUUCACAUGGAGGCUGAUGAGAACUGCCCAGGCUUGAGAGAGUCCUCCAACUCUGAGGUUCCAGUCUCGGUCAACAGACAGAACAAGGCUUCAGUCUUAGCAUCAGCCAAAGAGAGAGAGAACCCCAGGAAACCCAAAUCAGGAGACCACAGAGGAGGGGAUGCAAGAUUGGGGCCAUCCACAGUUAUAGGAAAGAGCCAUCCAGCCCAGGGCAGACUAGUGGAGGUCCCUGUAAGCCGACUUUUCCAAAGAUCUCGGCACAGGAACCAGCGGUCUCUCAACACUGCUCUCCCCCAGCAGCUUCACUCUAAGGCUGCAGGUCCCCAAGAUAAGCGAGGAGCAGAGCUGAGAGCUGGUGAUAUCCUGAUCCCUCGGCACUGUAAGCACUGCUGCCCCUGGGCCCAAAUGGAGAAACAUCUCUCUUCCCCCACACCUCAGCCUCCCCUUAUCAGGGGUCUCCAAAGGAUAUUUGCCAAGCUUCCGGGUACCCAUGGACCCAUGCCCACCAAAUCCAGUCAGCAUGAGAAAAAAGCUGAUAGUACUGGCACCUGAGGGCUGGGGAGACAAGCAGAGGAAAUCCUAAUAAACUAGGUAAAUUAAACAAAUCCAACUCAUGAUUUCUUUGGAGUCUGGGGUACUGGGAAUGUCAGUUCCCUAUUAACUUCUCCAGCAACUAUAUUCCCUCAGAAUCAGGUCCCUAAAAUAGAGAGUUCAGGAUUCUGCAAGCUUAACUUUCUUCUCAAGCCCUUCACAGAUAGAUGAUCAAUCUGGGAUCCACACAUCCCUGCUCUAUGGGGUGAAGCUUAAAGGCCAGGGAGCACAGUCCAGUGCUGCCCUUGAGAAGAACUUCAUAGCAAGUGAACAGAAGAAAAAUACAUCUCUUCACAUGAGCACAACUGGUCUUGGUCUAGACUCUAGGCAGACCCAGGGUAUGCCUGGGUAUGGUCCCCUUCUUCACCCGCUCGACCCACAGUUCUCCACAUAUCUUUCCAUCUCUUCUCAGCCCUCUACUCCUAUUCUCCCUGGGUCAACUCAACAACCAUUCAUUCCCAAGGUUACAAAAACAAGUCCUCUCAUGUUUAAUGGCCAUUUGGAUUUCUUCUAGAAUUGCCUGUUCAUAUCCUUUACCCAUUUUUCCACUGCUGCACUAUUUGUUGGAUAUUGUAUUCGUUUUCGGCUGCUGCCAUAACAAAUUACCACAAAACAACACAGAUUUACUUUGUCAGAAAAAUAAAAUCAAGGGGUUGACAGGGUUGCAUUCUUUUCUGUAGGCACAGGGCAGGAUUCAUUCCUUGUCUUUUCUGGGUUCUAGAGGAGCCUUAGCUACUGGGCCUCUUUCUCCAUAUUCAAAGCUAACAAAGGCUAGUUCUCAUAUCAUAUCAAUCUGCUCUCUAUUGCUUCCCUCUUCCACUUGUAAGGACACGAUAAAUACUUGGUCCCACCUGGAUAAUCCAAGAUACUAUUCCCAUCUUAAAGUCAGUUGGUUAACAACCUUAAUUCCAUUUACAGCCUUAAUUCCCUUUUCCAUGAAAAACAGCAUAUUCACAGGUUGCAGGGAUUACGACAUCGGACAUCUUGGGAGAGCCAUUAUCCUGCCUACCACAACCUAUUAUGUAUAGCACAGUUAUUUUCUCCCAAUCUGUGACUUAUUUUCUAAUUUUGUUUAAGGUGAUUUUUACUCUACCAAAGUUCAAAAUUUUUAUAUAAUACAAUUUACCAACAUUUC
Molecule: messenger RNA, 4716 nt
Organism: Myotis brandtii (Brandt's bat)
Lineage: Eukaryota; Metazoa; Chordata; Mammalia; Chiroptera; Vespertilionidae
Gene: SPATA31G1
Product: chromosome unknown open reading frame, human C9orf131
Exons: 2
Coding region: 156-3542 (1128 amino acids)
Source: RefSeq, a predicted model, not a curated record